This is a messenger RNA of Malania oleifera, 3171 nucleotides long. RefSeq lists its product as uncharacterized. The coding region runs from base 29 to 2758 and encodes 909 amino acids. Lineage: Eukaryota; Viridiplantae; Streptophyta; Magnoliopsida; Santalales; Ximeniaceae. The record is from RefSeq and is a predicted model, not a curated record. The transcript has 4 exons.
AGGCAAUAAGGCAGGCUCUCUUGUAAAGAUGGAACUAGAGGAUGUAAAGUCUGAUCUCACUGCCUUAAGAAAAUUAUAUGGGCUUCUCCAAAGUAAUGGAGUUGGUCAGCGCAGUACGACCUCAAAAUUUUUGGAUGACAAGGCACAGCUUCUAUUAAAGAAUUUGCUGGAUGGUGCUGCAGAAAAGAUGUUUGAUGCUCAUUCAAAGAUUUUAGCAGCUCAAUUAGACAUAUGUAAGAUGUCCUGUGCUACUCAACUAGAGAAACCUAAGAGCACCCCAAAGUUGCAGCCUCCAACAUCAGAUAUAUUGAAAACCUUUUCCCAUGUUGCUGAAAAUUCAAGCAAAGAUUCAAAUUGCUGUACGGUUGCUUCAUUAAAGGGUGAGCUACCACCUACCAAGCUAGAACCUCAAGACACAGUUUUGGAAAUUCCAGAAGGCAGCAUUUUUACUACUAAACUUGAAAACGGAAGAAACCAUCGUCAUAUUGGUAAGCAAAGCAGUGUGAAGUGUCUAAAUUCAGCCAAGGCGGUCAAAAUCUCAGCCAACAAAAAUGAGAAUCAUUGCAAGAGUCGUCAGGAUCAGCAAUCUGAUUGGUAUAGCCAAUUUAGUCAGGUUAAUGAGUAUGUGGAAGAAUUAGAAUCAAAAGAGAAGGCUAAGUGGAUUCUUGAACUUAAACAAAACUCUGGCAUGGGCAGAUCAUUCACAUUUUCAUCCAGCAAUCCUGCAACUCGAGUUUCUAAAGCAGGAGCUGAAGAGGUGGAACAAGCCAAGGCCACUGAUAUCUCAAAUGAGGUUGCUAAGGCAAUACAGCAAAUAGAAUCACGCCUUUCAUACAUGCACUUGGCUGAUGGGGGAUCAUGUUCAUUUGGGGAUAAAAAUGUGGCAUAUCAGGAUCAGAGAACAUCCAUAGUCGGUUCAGUUCCAACUGCCUGUUCAGUUCGCCCUACGCUGCAGACAAAAGGAGUGAAUGGGAAAGGAAAAGGUAUGAGUGCCCUGAUUGAGGCUCCUGGGUCUGUUACACCAAGUUCGUGGGCUAAUCAGUGGCUUGUGGACCCAAAUAGCUGCUCCAGCCGGGGGCAUCUGAGUCAAGGUGAUGAUCCUAUUUUGGCUAGACAUAACUCACCGACUGACAAAGGUGGUAAACCUGGUGAAAAUUCCAAUCAGCCGUCAACAAUUGACAAUAACCCGCUCAGUUGGACACACUGUCAAAAAUGUGGGAGAAAGAAGUGUACUAUUUUGCCAGACCAGAUGCUGUGUCAGGUUUCUAGUCAUGGAACAAAAUUACCCGACUUUCCUAGUCAGAGGACAAGCUGGGUUCCAGGCCACAGUGCCAAGGCCAUUGUGGAUAAAGUUAACCAUGUGAAUCAACCAGAGAGUCAAAAUGAUCAUUCUCCAUGUUUGUCUUCUAGUGUGAUUCGGGGGCUAAGGAUUUUACCAAGCCAGUCCAAUAAAGUGAGAAGUCAAUAUCAUAAUCAAAUGGCCACUAAAAAGACAUUAAUCAGGAAGGCUAUAGCAUCUCGGCCACCAAUGCCCCUCAGCUCCCAAGCCUUGGAACCACGAAGACAUAUGCAAGCACUAGAUUCUUGUUACAGGCCACAUGGACCAACCCAAGCAUUGGAUCCUCGUCAAAACCUGAGACAGACUAGGGCAAUGAAGCCGACCCAGUGGGGAAAGGAUUUUCCAUGUGAAAUGAUCCAGGCACAGGAGCCAACUCUACAGAAUUAUAGGCACAGCUUGAUGACUGCAGGCCCCAUCACCCGUAAAAAUCCAACGUCUCGAGGGAAUGGGACUCAUGGAAGCACUCAUGUGCGUCCCUUGAACGGAAUUCUGACACGUCAUCAGGAUUUGGAGGAAACGAGUUGGAGCUCAUGUAGCUCCUCAAGCUGGAAAACUCAGCCAACUAGCACAAAUGGCAGUGAUAAUGUGAUGUAUUCGUUGUCAAGUCAACAGAAUAACAGCAGCAACAGGGGUGAUGGUGAAAGAGAGAGCGAGAGCAAUAGCAACAGUAGCAGCAACAGCAACACCUUAAGCAGCUAUUCACUCCCCAGUCAGCAAACGAGCAUCAGCUCCAGUGAGGUAGACUCACAGCCACGUGGGAAGCAGUCCCAUCUGAUGGGUCUAACACCAAGGAGAUUAGCACACAAGGCUGGCAAAAAAAGGUCCAGGAAUCAUCAUUCAGAUGUGGGUUCAUGCAGAAUGAGCACUAAGAAGACAAGUAGGCCAGAAAAAGGGACUGGACGGUUGAAGAGAUUUAAGAACAAGUUAGCAUUGAUCUUUCAUCACCAUCACCACCACCACCAUCACCACCAUCACUCUGAGGACGAUGAUUCAGGCAGUGGUAACAAGGAUCGGAAGGAUGCAGGCCAUGCUGCAUCCCUGUGGAAGCAAAAGCAGAAGAAGGCCUCCCAUGGUAAAGGCAAAGAGGAAGUAUAUGGAGAGCAAGUGGUACAGAAGUUGGAAAAAUCAGCAGUAAGCAAGGUGCCGCAUAAGCAACAGCGUGGGCAGCUCAAUUCACUUGUUGAUGGGCUGGUGAAGCAUGUUCAAUGUUCAAAGAAAUCGAAACGGUCCAAGGCUGGCAUCACGCAGCUGGGGAAGACACAUGUUUUGAAUAAUGGCCAUAAGGAGUUGGAGAGGAAGUUGCACUGGUGGCAGAAAUUUCAUCAGCAGAAGGGCGUGAAACUGCCCCUUGGGAAACGCCGCGUUAGGUUGGCCACUAAGAAUAAAAAACCUCUAUUAGGUGAGAUGGAGAUGAAAUAAGGCCCUGGUAGCUUAGAAAAUGCUAUGCAAUUUAUUGAUUCAUAAACUUUUUUACCCUAAGGUUUAUAUCUUUGUAGGUACUUGGAUGUUUUAGGAGAAAAUUGAAAAAAAAAACACACCCACACACACACUUCUAUAUCGAAUGGUCUUGUUGUACAUUAUUUAAAUUGCUUGUGGGAUGCUCUAAUCAACCAAAUUAGAUUAAGACAGUUGCGCCCUUGAGGAAGAAGAUCAAGUGUGUAUCAUAGGAUGUUCAAUCAACCAACUGCAUUACUGCGGUCUGUUUCCAUUUAUCUUAAUUCCAUAUCAUUAUAAAUAGACCUGCCUCUCCAUUUAGUACUCCAACUUCAAGAGACUGUAUAUGAAUGUUUGUCUCCUGUUUGAAUUAAUUAAUAUUGCUGAUAUUAUGGCCA